Periophthalmus magnuspinnatus is the source of this 1305-nucleotide messenger RNA. RefSeq names its product diamine acetyltransferase 1-like. The record is from RefSeq and is a predicted model, not a curated record. The transcript is spliced from 6 exons. The coding region runs from base 184 to 696 and encodes 170 amino acids. NCBI's taxonomy places the organism in Eukaryota, Metazoa, Chordata, Actinopteri, Gobiiformes, Gobiidae. Gene Ontology annotation, molecular function: N-acetyltransferase activity.
GGGCAGUUGAGGAAAGAGCCGCGCGGGCUGAGAGUUGCCGUAUGUACUUGUGUCGACCAACGCGACCCGACCAUAGGCUGAUUGUGGGGGGAAAGCCACUCUCAAGCGAAUGAAGAAACAUCUAAUCUUCCACUUCACAUACAGAGGACUUCUCACGAAAGGAAAAAAGAGUAAAAGAAGAAAAUGGAGUAUAAAUUGCGAAAAGCUGAACCCAAGGAUGUGCCCGAUAUCUUACGACUGGUGAAGGAACUUGCCAAAUAUGAAGAAAUGGAGAACCAGGUGACGCUCACUGAGCAAGAUCUCCUGGAGGAUGGCUUCGGUGACACUCCGUUCUAUCACUGUGUCAUCGCUGAGCUGCAGCCUCAGAGCAGUGACGGUCUGGAGGUGGUGGGCUUUGCCAUGUACUACUUCACCUAUGACCCCUGGGUCGGGAAGCAGCUGUACCUGGAGGACUUCUUCAUCACCCAGGAGUACAGAGGUCUGGGGAUUGGCUCUCACAUCAUGAGACAUCUCAGUGACCUGGCGAUGAAGACUCGCUGCAGUGGUAUGAUGUUUGUGGUGGCCGAGAACAACGAGUCUUCAAUACAGUUCUACAAACGCAGAGGAGCCGAAGAUCUGUCCCAGGAGGAGGGAUGGAGACUGUACCGCUUUGACAAGGAGAGCCUAGUCAAGAUGGCCUCUGCUCGGGAGGAGUGAGAGAGAGAGAGGAAAGGGGGAGGUGGAGAGGAGGGAGGAGAGGAGGGCAGAGGGAGGGAUGGAGACUGUACUGCUUAGACAAGGAGAGCCAAAUCAAGAUGGCCUCUGCUUGGGAGAAAUGAGGGUAGGGAGGAGGAGAGGGGGAGGAGGGGUGGAUAGCCUCUGCCCCUGAGUGAGGAGAGGUGGAGGAGUCAGAAAGGGUAAAAGAGAGGAAAGGAGAGGGAGAAAGAGGAGGGGGAGAGAGGAGACACAGGGGGAGGAGUGAGAGACUAGCGAGUGAACAGUGAGGGAGGAGUUUGGGGCAGAGGCCAAUCAGAGGCCAGCGGGGAUAGGUUCUGUUCUCAGUUUAGGAAAAAGGGAAAACUUUUUUUUGUAAUCGUAGUUUUAGAGCUAUUUUUAGUAUAUAAUCUGUGUGUGUUUAACUAUGGAACUCAAAACAGUCUGAUUAAAGGGGCAUCAGUGGCUCAGGGGUGCAGCAGUCGCCCACAAACUCAAAGGUCACUGGUUCCAUGGUUCAGUGAGUUGGGGUCUAUCUCAUCAUAAUCUUGUGUAGAACUUGAUGUAUCGUAUAUAUGGAAAUCAUCUUAAUAAAGCUGUUUAAUUAACUCU